Messenger RNA from Stylonychia lemnae, 1989 nucleotides. Lineage: Eukaryota; Ciliophora; Spirotrichea; Sporadotrichida; Oxytrichidae. The record is from the annotation of a GenBank genome assembly.
AUGGCGAUCCCAAUCAAAAUUGGAAAUUACAAACUAGGAAAAACUCUCGGCUCUGGGUCUUUUGGAAAAGUCAAGCUUGGGAUAAAUGAAAUUACACAAUAAAAAGUAGCAGUCAAAAUACUAAAAAAGAGCUAAAUUAAAAAGCUUGGUAUGUUUGACAAAAUUAAGCGAGAAAUAAAAAUUUUGAAGCUAUUCAAUCAUCCACAUAUAAUAAAGCUCUUCGACUUUAUUGAUACCUCAUCUGAUAUUUUCGUAAUUCUUGAAUACGCUUCAGGAGGAGAACUGUUUGAUCUUAUAUCCAGAUAGGAAAAGCUCGAAGAAUGUGAUGCAAGGAGACUUUUCUAAUAAUUGAUUUCAGGACUAGAUUACGCGCAUCAGCAUAAAAUUGCUCACAGAGAUUUGAAACCUGAAAAUCUUCUAUUUGACUCUAAUAUGAAGUUAAAAAUUGGCGAUUUUGGUCUUUGUAAUAUUAUGAAGGAUGGCUCAAGUUUGAAGACAUCUUGUGGAUCCCCCAAUUAUGCAGCUCCAGAGGUUAUUUCCGCUACUUUUUAUGAUGGGAAAUAAGUUGAUGUUUGGAGCUGUGGUGUUAUAUUAUAUGCAAUGUUGAGCGGUUAACUGCCGUUUGAUGAAGAUCAGAUGCCUGCCUUAUUUCAUAGGAUAAAAAAAAGCAAGUUUUAUAUGCCAAACUACAUAUCAGACGAUGCAAAAGAUUUGAUUAGCAGACUUUUGUAACCUUUGCCCAUUAAAAGAAUGAAGUUAGACGAAAUUAAGAGUCAUUCCUGGUUUAAAGUUGAGAUUCCUAUUUAUCUAGAACGACUACUCAAUAAGAAAUCUUUAGUUAUUACUAAAUCUGAGAGUAGACAAUAGAAUAGAUCAUCUAAUUAAUAUUAGAAUGAAGAUAUUGAUCAAGACAUUUUAAAUCUAAACUUGAAUCCUGACAACAGAGGGCAUAUCAUAGACUAAAUUAAGGACAGGAAAAACAUUGAUUUUUGUGUUGUUUAUGAGUUCUUAGCCCAUCAAAAACUCCUUGACACUUGUUUUUCAGAUGAUCUUCAAUAAUGUGCAAAUAAAAAUUAUGAAGGAUGCCAAAAAUCAGAAGGUAUUAAAAGUUAAAGAAAUUAAGUAAGCGCUAAGUAAAAGCAGAGACUGAAGCUGAUAAAUAAUAAAUGGAAAAAUCCAGAGCAGUUUUGCUUUAGAAAGCUGUAGAAGAAUAACUUUAAGAAAAUCGAGGAUCGAUAAAUGUCAUUUGCAUCAACUUAAUGUCAUUCUACUGGACAAGAUUUUGACUCACCUAUUUUAGAAAGUUAGAAUUAGAAUAUAAAUGAGCAACUAAUGAUAUUGCAAAAAUAGGCAUCAUUCCAAGAAAGAUUGAGAAAAUUGUUGCCCAAAAUACCAAAAUAAUUCGGAUUAAUGUUUAAAGGUAAUGUGAAUGAUUUCAUAAGAAUUCUGACGCACUGUAUGGUAAGUGCUAACUUCUAGUGGUAAACUAGCUAUAAAGACAUCAAGUUCAAGUGUAGAACUAAACUUACAGAAUCUGAUAUCUGGGAUGAUCUUUGUGGAGAUUCAUUCCUCGAUGACUUUAUGAGAAACGACUUCAUCAAAUUCUAUGCGCAGCUGUUUAAAUGGAAUAAAGAGAUGCCAGAUAUUUAUUAUUUAGAUGUGACAUUCAUCAAAGCUGCUCAAAAUUGUGUUCUUCUAAAUAAAAUCUAAGACUUGCUAGAUGAUGUUAAAAAGAAAAUAAAGACGUGCUCAAGUUUGCAUUAUAUAGCCACCUUGACGAUGAUAGAAGAAACUCUUCCUAACAAGGGUCAGGGAUUUGAAUUGGUACCUAAUAUUAAGAGGGCUAGUGUAUAAGAAGAAGUAGGUCUAAAUGAUCUUUCUUUAAGUGGAACAAAUAUCAUGAAUCUAAACUACACAGAAGGAGAUCGCUUUUAUACUCCACAGAUUUAACACUACUAGCUUUAGUAGUAAGUAAAUCCAGUUAAAUGA